ACGACACAAGCGCAGAAAGUUUGUCGACAGUGAGCAGAGUGUUUGUGGUGCCGAAAAGAUGAGUUUGAAUGUGGAGGCUUACUUUCGGCAUGUUUUUGAAGAACGACUCAGCUUAAAUAAUGCCGAGCAGAAGGAUUUGGCGGAUUUGAGGAGGCCUACAAACGUAAUGAGACUUGUGGAGGCGCGCGAGGAGUGCGCAAUCGUGACCAGAGCAUUGGAAGCUCAGAAAGAGGAGAUGCAGAUGAAGCGGGAGGAUUUAAAAGAGAGAGACGAAAACGUUAAGAAAGAAGAGGAGAAACUGAAGAAAUCUAUAGUGAAAUAUAACAAGUUUUUGCAAGAAAAUGAUGCUAGACGGUUGCGUGCCAUAAAGAAAGCAGAAGCAGAGAGAGCUCAAAUCAGACUGAAAGAACUGGAGAUUCAGAAGCUAAAUGCGGAGAAUGACACCCUGCUGGCACAAAAAGAGCUACUGGAGAAUCGUGUCAGAAAAGCCACAUGGUACCAAGAGUUCCUGGAGAGAGCCGCAAAGAUGUCCGGAAAGUUUGAGAACAUUGGUCAAGUCAUUGACCGUCUUCACGCACUCCGGACCAUGCACAAGGAGCUUCUAGAAAACCAGACUAGGUUGGAAAAGGAGAGAGAGAGCACAAAGCUGGAACUGAUACAGUACAUAAAUAAACAGCGAACUGUUCUUCUGCACUGUAACAACCAACUGCACCAGCAACAGACGCAGCUAGACAGCAUACGCUUAGAAGCAUACAAAUGGGAAUUAAAACUGAGGCACUUCCAUUCCACUGCAGCAAAAGAGACACUCCUGUUUGCUCAGCUAAAGGCCACAAUCUGUAACAUCUAUCAGAUGAUCACACAUUACAAGAGAGUCUCUGUGGACACUGAGGACACCUUCAAGCAGUUGGAAAUGAUUCAGAAAUAUUUUCAGAUUAUGAAAGCUAUAGAUGAUGAACUGAAGUUCAACAUUAUGACAAGGCCAAAUCGAACUGAAGAGAAGGACAGCAGAGAUUAAGACCCAAGCUCUGAGGAUGCACAGUAUAUCCAUUGAAAACAGACAGAUGUGCCUAAGCUAAAUAAAAAUCAUCAUCUGGCCACCCUUCAGGAUUGUACAGGAUUGUGCACUUGGGUAGGAGUGACAGGAAUAUUGUCCAGGGACAUAGAGAAUAAAAGGAUGUUUAAUUAAAAGGGUUUCCCCUUUAAUUGAUCAGUGAAAUAUAAUUACUGGAUUCAGAUAUGUGAAAUAUCAAAACAUAAUCAUUGCAUUCAGACACGUCUUCAUUUCUUCCUCCAUACCCCUUUGAAAAAAAACAGCAUAUGCUGGUUAGGUAUGUUUUAAGAUGGUCAUGGGCUGGUUUCAGCUCCAAGUUCCAUCGUUACCAAUAUAGUUCAAUGAUUCAGCUGGAACUACCUGUGGUUAGAAGCAUAGUUCCCUUUCAGUCAGUCACAUUCGACGUUACGUUGAGCCCAAUCACCUCUGAGCUUAGAAGAAAAGGCCAAUGAAAAUUUGUGAGUGGAAUUUGCAUGCCAAGCCACUCCCCUGUAC
Molecule: messenger RNA, 1546 nt
Organism: Labeo rohita (rohu)
Lineage: Eukaryota; Metazoa; Chordata; Actinopteri; Cypriniformes; Cyprinidae
Gene: cfap73
Product: cilia and flagella associated protein 73
Exons: 7
Coding region: 59-1015 (318 amino acids)
Source: RefSeq, a predicted model, not a curated record